Messenger RNA from Lampris incognitus (smalleye Pacific opah), 8677 nucleotides. It is a transcript of the gene baz2ba, whose product is annotated as bromodomain adjacent to zinc finger domain, 2Ba. The transcript is spliced from 37 exons. NCBI's taxonomy places the organism in Eukaryota, Metazoa, Chordata, Actinopteri, Lampriformes, Lampridae. Gene Ontology annotation, molecular function: protein binding; DNA binding. The record is from RefSeq and is a predicted model, not a curated record. The coding region runs from base 213 to 7406 and encodes 2397 amino acids.
CACACACACUCCGAGACUCAAUUACUGCCCAAUUCCCUUCUUUAUCAUCUGUUACCGACCUCUUUCAUAACGAAAUCGAACGGGGAAAAGAGGAGCGGAGGUCCCUCGGAAGUGUUGCUCGAACUAAAUUCACGUUGGGAUUAAAGUGAAGUGUCGAAACUAAAAAGGUGUUACAGCAGUAAUGUCAAAGAGCUGAAGACAUCUCUAACAAUAUGGAGUCUGGAGAGCGGCUGGCCUCCCCUGCGCCCACCCUGUCUGCUGCUCGCACCUCCUCCCCUGCGGCCUCCUCCUCUUCCUCUUCCUCCUCUUCGUCAUCCCCUGCUCCCCACUCUAAGAACAGCCUUGCCCCCAGCCCCGCAGCACUUGGAUCCACCCUUAGCACCUCUGGCCGUUUGUUCGGUGCAGCGGGAGAGCAGCCCUUCAUUGGCUCCACGUUGUCAAGUGCCUUCCCUCUGGUCAACCACCCAGCCUUCGGAGCCCUCUACACUGCUGGAGCCGGCAGGCCUGAGUUUGGAGGACUGGGCUCCCUGGGCAUGUCUGCUGCUCUGGCAGCCCACCCUCAGCUAGGAGCGAUCUCUGAGUGGUGGCGGGCUGCAGAAGCCCACGGGCGAGGAGCUGCUGCCUUUCUCCCUCCUUUCCUUGGCUUUCCUCCAUUCUUCACCCCUCACAUUCAGCCCAACCACAGCGCCAGCACACUCCAGAGCAGGACCCCCAGCAAGAACAGCCGUGCCCCUGCUAAAGGGGUGAACGGGGCAGUGAACGGAAGUGGGGUCUCUUCACCUACCACACAAGCAGGGAGCUUCUCUGUGAGUCCAGCCCCAAUUCAGACGUCCCCCAAGCCAGCUAAGAAUUCGGAUUCCUCUUACAGCCAGCGUAGUAGCCCCCACAACGACCCAGCUGCAGUGGUGGAGAAGCAGUCCCACAAGCCUAGAGACAAGAAGCCUCGUAAGAAGCCAACCGACACCUCCAGGGUGAGCAACAGUGAAUCGGGCACAUCCUCAGACAGCUCAAGCGAUGGAUCCCUCAGCAGUGACCUUGAGGACCUUCCCGAAGAUGAUGAUGAGGAUGACGACGACGACGAUGAUGAUGACGAUGAAGAGGACAAGCAGAGUGAGGUGUCAGAUUCUGAGAAGGAGAAGCGGGCAAAGAAAAAGACAAAGGUUGUCAUAGCAGGCCCUGGAACUGGAAAGGCUGACAGACACCAUCCUGACGCCCCCACACUACAGCCCCACAACAUCACCUCCAAUCCUCCUACCUUAGUGCCCUUACCCUGCUCUCCCUCACCCCCAGCGCUCUCCCAGACGUUGUCCCUGGCCAUACAAAGCUCCAGGCCCUGGGCUGAGGGGCCACAGCAGCACUUCAGUGUCAUCCAAUCCACAGGCCUGGCUGCCAGCUCAAAGCCCCUGGCCCUCCUCACUCAACCCCGAAGGGACUCUUCGCCCUGCACCUCUCCCAUAGCCCUCACCACAUCCCCAAAGGCAGUUUCCAGCUCCGCCUCUCCUAAACCGCCCAAACUGUUGCCCUCUUCCUCUCCCCAGCACCUGCCCCUCUCCCUCUGCACCUCCCCAAAGCCUCUCUCUGUACCCUCUCCACCUUGCUCGGCUCUCCCUCUGUCUACUUCCCCCAAAACUUUUGUAUUGACUUCACCUGUAACUAGCUCCCAGAAGACUUCUCUGAAGCCACCUCAGCACGCUGCACCCGGAGGUGUCAAAGGCCACAAGCGGAAACUACUGGAAGCCUCACUUGCUCAGAUCAAUGAGUUUAGGCUCAAACAGUCUCUUCUGUCCCAAGGGCAGACAUUCCCAGCUGAUCUGAAGAAGCAGCAGCAGGGGCCAGACAAGUCCCCCAAGAGGACAUCUGUGUCUUCAUCUCCACUGCCCCCUGUCCCCCCUCCACCCCAGAACAAUCACUCCAACCUCUUCCUCUCCAGUGCCCUACUAGGGCUACCUGAACCCCACCACCCUAACGGAGUCAUCCAAAGCACCACUCAGGACGCCCCUCUGGCCCUCAUCACCAAACCUCGCAAAGACUCUGCCUCACAGGGCAAGCCGCCUCAGUGUGACUCUGAUGCUGGGUCAAUGCCUGUCAACUUGAGCACAGGGGGCAGUAGGACCCAAGCAGGCCCCCAGGUAGGGCCUGGAUUGCGGCCCCCUACUACCUCACCUCACACCACUGGCCAUGGAUCCAGAAAAAACAAGACACCCAAGGUAAAGGGACAGACACUAGGAGUAGGGUUAGGACAGGGACAGGCGGACCCCUUAGCUGCCUGGAAGGGCUUCUCUCAAAACCAUCUGGUGCAGUCGUUGGUGGAUUUAUUUCGGGGAGGGGAGUCUGGGAUUGGUAUCCCCGGAGUCAGUAUCCCUGGGGUUGGUAUACCCGGGGUCGGGAUUCCUGGGAUUUGUAUCCCCACAGCCGGUCUCCCUGCCAACAAGGAAUCCGAUGAUUCAGGGGAUGAGGAUGAAGAUGAAGAUGAUGACCUUGAGGAUGAGGAGGAUGAAGAGGACUCUGAUGAUAGCCUGUCAGAGUCUGACAGUAAUUCGGACAGCGACAUAUCUGGGAAAAAAGCGAAGGAGGUAAAGCUGCCGGCAUCGGGCUCCUCUUCCAAGAAGGAGAAGUCUCCUCUCAGGCUAACCAAAGGCCCACAACUACUGAGCACCUCAACCAACCACACAGCCACCAGCUGCAGCCCCCUCAACCUGCAGGUCAUCAAGACCCCCACCAUCGUCACCAGCUCCAGUGCCUUGGCCUAUCACAGUUCUCCUUCCUCCUCCUAUGCCUUGCCCACUCCUCCAGGCUUAGGGAAGAGAAAGAGGGUGAUGGAUGAGAAGGAGUUGAUGAUACCUCUGGAGUUGGGGUGGCAGAGAGAAACACGGCUCAAAACGGUGGCUGGGCGGCCCCAAGGCGAGGUGGCGUACUACGCCCCAUGCGGCAAGAGGCUACGGCAGUACCCGGACGUGAUGAAGUAUCUAUCCAGAAAUGGAAUAAGUGGCAUCACGCGUGGUAAUUUUAGCUUCAGUGCAAAGAUAAGGGUUGGUGACUUCUAUGAAGCCAGAGAAGGACCCCAGGGCUUACAGUGGACUCUGUUGAAAGAGGAGGAGGUCAUUCCUCGGAUCGUGGCCAUGGAGGGUCGGCGGGGUCGUCCCCCUAACUCAGAGCGGAAGCAGGGGGGUGAAGGUGGCAAAGGUAACCGGCGAAGGAAGGGGCGACCCCCCAACGUUGGUGACCCUGCGGCCCCCGAGGGCCCCAGUCCCAGCGAGGUCAAACUUCUGCGCAAACUGGAGGCACAAGAGAUAGCCCGACAGGCUGCUCAGAUGAAGCUCAUGAGGAAAUUGGAAAAGCAGGCACUAGCUCGGGCAGCCAAAGAGGCCCGGAAACAACAAGCAAUCAUGGCGGCGGAGGAGAGGAGGAAACAAAAAGAACAGAUCAAGAUUCUUAAGCAGCAGGAGAAGAUCAAGCGUAUUCAGCAGAUUCGGAUGGAGAAGGAGCUCAGGGCGCAGCAAAUUUUGGAGGCAAAACGGAGGAAGAAGGAAGAGGCUGCCAAUGCCAAAAUAUUGGAGGCUGAAAAACGUAUAAAGGAGAAAGAGAUUAGAAGACAGCAGGCAGAGAUUCUCAAACACCAGGAGAGGGAGAGGAGGAGGCAGCAUGUUAUGCUGAUGAAGGCUGUUGAGGCUCGCAAGAAAGCAGAGGAGCGCGAACGCUUGAGGCAGGAGAAGAGGGACGAGAAGCGUCUGAACAAGGAGCGCAAGCUGGAGCAGCGGAGGCUGGAGCUGGAGAUAGCCAGGGAGCUGAAGAAGCCAAAUGAAGACAUGUGUCUCUCUGAUCACCAGCCUCUCCCGGAGUUCUCCCGUAUCCCAGGGCUGAUCCUGCCAGGCCGAGCAGUGUCCAACUGCUUGAUGCUGAUGCAGUUCCUGCGGGGCUUUGGCAAAGUGCUGGGACUGGAUGUGAAUGUGGACGUGCCCACCCUGGGCAUGCUACAGGAGGGCCUGCUCAAUGUGGGGGACAGCAUGGGCCAUGUCCAAGACCUUCUGGUCAGAAUGCUGUCUCUGGCUGUGUGUGACCCCGGCUUGCCGCCAGGACAGAAGACAAAGACCAUGCUUGGGGACCACAUAUCCAGCGUUGGCAUAAACAGGGACAAUGUGUCUGAGGUGCUACAGAUGUACAUGGGGGCUCAUUGUGCUAACACAGACCUGGCCCCUCUGGCUCUCAGUCUGAAGACCAAGGCCUUCCAGGCCCACACACCUGCCCAGAAGGCCUCCAUCUUGGGCUUCCUGGCUAACGAGCUAGCCUGCAGCAGGGCCAUCAUCAGUGAAAUUGACAAAAGUCUGGAUCAGAUGGCGAACAUGAGGAAGGACAAGAUCAUUAUGGAGGGAAAACUCAAGAAGUUAAAGACCAUUCACGCCAAGCGGACAGGAAAGCGGGAGACCAGUAUGGGCACUGAGGAGAACCAUUCUCUCGGCACUCCUUCAUCUGCCCUCAAGCGCAAGAGGAAAGCGGGUGGAGACAGUGAGGAGGAGGAGGAGGAGGAGGAGGACAGUGAUGACCAGGCAGAGGAAGAGGAUGAGGAAGAGGAAGAAGAAAUAAAGAAGGCGAAAAAGAAUGAAACAUGUGAUGAGGAUGAAGGAGACCAGUCUACCAGUGUGGAGGAGCUGGAGAAACAGAUAGAGAAAUUAGCCAAGCAACACCACCAGAUCAGAAGGAAGCUGUUUGAGGCAUCCCAUUCUCUUCGCUCGAUGAUGUACGGUCAAGACCGGUACCGACGCCGGUAUUGGGUGUUACCCCACUGUGGAGGCGUCUUCAUUGAAGCCAUGGAGAGUGGAGAAGCUCCUGAGGAACUGGAAGAAGAGAGACAGAGGAGAAGGAGAUUGGCAGAGGAGGUCAAGGUCAAAGAGGAACCUCAGGAGGUGGAGGUGCAGAAGGAGAACCCUGAUGGGCAUAGCACACAUAUACAAGGCUUGAAGCCACAGAAAAAGGAGGAGAAAGAGCAUGAGGAGAAGGAAAAAUCUACUCUCCUCUGCCAGCAGACAGGCUGCGUUUCCAAAUUGUGCACACUCUGGGACAUCUCCAACGAAGCUCUCAAAGGAACGCCAAAGGCAGAGGAUAAGGAAAGCUCCCACCUGAGACAAAUUGGCAGCCCCAGAUCCACAUCCAUUGGUGUGCCCACAGUCGCAUCAUCUUCACCUACCCACAAUAUCUCUGAGCCAGCAUUAGCCAUGACCCCUUCUAUGGUGACGAAUGUCCCUCCACUGACCUCAACCUCUUCCUCUAUCCUUUGUCCGCCAGCCCCACGAGAAAGCCCAGAGAACACUCCCCCCACUGCAUCCCCGGCUCCUUCACCUCAAGUCCCAUUUCAAGCCAACGACCAGCUUCUUAGGGUCCUGACCGAGAGGAGUGGACACUGGUUCAGUCUGUUGCCCCGCACCCCCUGUGACCUGUCCUCUCUCACCACCUCUCCCCCUAGAGCUCCACGUGGUUCUCCACUCUCUUCCUCCACCCCAGCCAGGCCUAGGUCCCCGCCUCCAUCCCCGGCCCUGCCUCUAACACCCUCUGCUGCCUCAGCCUCUGGUAGUCCUCACCAUCUACCUGGCUUCCUCAGCUACCCACUGUCUGCCCUACAGACUAAGUCAGGCAGUUCAUUGCUGGGGGUUCAGUUUGGUGGCUGGCCUAGUGGCAUGAUGAGUCCCAGCCUGCCACUCUGCAACAGCCCAAGCCCCAUGCCAGGUCACUCUCUGGAGGGCACCACAGCAGCCAGUGUCUCCAGUAAGAGUGAGUCCCCCCUGCCCCGCAUUGAGAAAACCCCAUCUGUGCCCUCUCCUGCCUUGGAGAUGCCGAAAUGCCUGGACCAUCCCACACCCCGGCCCAUCCCCGAGGAGAUGUUAACGGGUUGGUGGCGUGUGUCUGACAUAGAGGAGCUGAGGGCCCUGGUCAACACGCUCCAUAGCAGGGGCAUCAGAGAGAAGGGCCUCCAGAGACAAAUGCAGAAAUACACGGAGAUCAUUCCCCAGGUCUGCACCAAAUACAGAGAUGUGGCCAUGAUUGAGCUGUGUGAGCUGGAGGAGAGCCAGGUGAGUGUGGAGUCGGUGCGGGGCUGGUGUGUGGAGGAACAGGCCAUGGAGAUGGACAUCGCUGUGCUGCAGCAGGUGGAGGAACUGGAGAGGAAAGUCACCACAGCCAGCCUUCAGGUCAAGGGCUGGACGUAUCCGGACCCUCAGUCAGAGAGGGAGGAUCUGGUGUAUUAUGAGCACAAGCCCCUCACCAAAUCGGCACUACCCGCAGCACACGCAGGAGACAAAGACUCAAGGGAGCAUCAGGAGGACCGUCCGGAGAAGGGCGGGGUGAUGCGUCACCCGGACAAUCCACUGGACAUAGCCGUGACGCGUCUGGCCGACCUGGAGCGCAACAUCGAGAGAAGGUACCUGAGGAGCCCCUUAGGUACCACCAUUCAGAUCAGACUGGAUAAUGUGGGUACGGUCACAGUCCCAGCCCCCGCCCCAUCCACUAGUGCUGACAGGGAAGGGGGAGAGGAGGAGGUGGCUCACGGUAUGAAGGUGUGGAGGAAGGCCCUGAAUGAAGUGCGUAGCGCUGCCCAACUGGCCAUGUGCAUCCAACAACUACAGAAGUCUAUCGCCUGGGAGAGGUCCAUCAUGAAAGUGUACUGCCAGAUAUGCAGGAAGGGAGAUAAUGAGGACCUCCUCCUGCUAUGUGAUGGCUGUGACAAAGGCUGCCACACCUACUGUCACAAACCAAAAAUCACCAGUAUACCCGAGGGAGACUGGUACUGCCCAGCCUGCAUAUCCAAGGCGAGUGGUCCAUCCCCCAAGAGCAAGAAGCCUCCAAGCAAACCUAUAGCUGCUACUGGGGGAGGAGCCGGCGGUAAGAAGGGCGUGGAGAUGAAGAAGAAUGGGAAGCAGGCAGGUAACGGGGAGGUCACGGAAGAAGACUCGGCCAGCACGAGUGGCACACCUAAGAAGGGAGCAAAAGACUCCAGCAAGAAGAGGAAAUCCGAGGAGAGUGUACCUGCCCAACCAACCAUCAAUCCAGAGGGCCCUGUGUGUGUGAAGAGAGCCAAGACAGCUCGAGACAACAACCGGGACCUGGGACUGUGCAGGGUGCUCCUGGCUGAACUGGAGCGGCACCAGGACGCAUGGCCUUUUCUCACUCCAGUUAACCUAAAGUCUGUCCCUGGGUAUAGGAAGGUCAUCAAGAAACCCAUGGACUUCUCUACCAUACGUGAGAAGCUUGUGAGCAGCCAGUAUCAAAACCUGGAGACUUUCAUCAUUGACGUCAACUUGGUAUUUGAUAACUGUGAAAAAUUCAAUGAAGACAAUUCAGAUAUUGGAAGAGCAGGUCACAACAUGAGAAAGUUUUUUGAGAAGCGCUGGACUGAACUUCUGAAACAAACAAACUAGGUGUGUUCAGAUUUCCUCAUAAAAUCCAUUCUACUUUUCACAAUGGAGCAUCAAGUUUGUUUUUUUUUUUCCUCAAGAAAAUGGCUUUGCUGGAUGGAAGAACUCUAUUCCUUAAUAAGGAGCCCAGGGCAUGUUAAGAGAGAGAGAUUUCACCUUGGAAAAAAGUAGCUUACAUGAGGUGAGGCUGGAUUUACUACAACAGGGAAACAAGCCCCAAAGAGUCCCAGAGAAUUGGGGUGUCAUAGUGCAAUACCAUUCCCUGUCUCAGAACACUGCACUGAAUGAAUCCUCAACUGUCACUGUUUCUGUGCUAGAAUACUUUCCACUACUUGUAAAUAUCCUUUUUUUUAUUUAAUCGUAUUAUAGUGAAUGUAUUUAAUUUUGUAAUAAUUAUUUAUGAAUCAAGGUCCACUUCAUUUUCUAUGAAAAGGAAGAAUCAGCUCAACUGCUUUGAAUUGAAAUGGAAUGUGUCUUUGUGUUAUAAUUUUCUCCCAAAUAUGAAACAAAGCCAAGAAAAAAAAAACCCUGUUUACACUGUUCAGUGCUUUGGGGCAUCAAGAACUGUAUUCAUUAUGUUAAAACUGUAAAACUGCAUUUAUUUACAGGAAUGGCAGAGGAACAGUUAGACAAUGGUGAUUUAUGUGUAUAUACUGUUUAUUAAUGUCAAUAUUAUGUCUUGUUUGGAGCGAUGUGUAAAAAUUGUUUAAGAAUAUUAAGAUAUUGUUUAUGCCUUAGAAUGAUUGUAGCAUUCUAUUUUAGUGAACGUGAUGAAAGCAUUAUCAUAAAUAUUGUUUGUACAGUAAAUACAUAUCCUCUGCAAACACUGUGGUAUCCUUAAUCUUGGUAGUGCCUAUCCUUCCAACAGGGGCAUGUAGGGGAUGUUAAUGUUUUUAGUUUGCAUUUUUACGACAUUAUUUUUUAUAUGAUUUCAAUCCAACAAGGCCUCCAAAGUCGGACGGUGACACAGUAGUCAUUCCUUCCCGUGACGCAAAGAAAGGAACGACAAGCAUUCAUGUAUAGGCUUCCACGAUGCAUUUCCUCAUAUCUGCCACAGUACAGAGGACCUAAGGCCAUUCGUAACCACUGUGUUGAACCUUGCUGUGUGUUGUGGCCUGAUGGAGGCAGCUAGAGUUUUUUUGUACCCAAGUCAAGAGUACUUGAAGUUACUUUAUUUAAAAUAUUGUGGAAUAAAAGUAUCAUUCUUUUGUAGGAGCUUUAUUUUUCACUAGUGUGUGGCACGGACCUAUUAAAAGGAUGUUUUUCAACCUAAA